AUUUAUUGCAUACGCAUAGUGUUACACAAAUAACGGCGGCUCAAACUAGACAUUCCAGGGAACCGAAGUGUCAAUAGCGGGUUAACAAACGCGCAGCCAAAACACUGAAACGGUCCAACUAGAAAUUAUAGCACCGCACUUCCCCCCUAUAACACCUGCAACACUCUCGCUCGCUCUACUGCUGAGACUCUCACUCCCGCAAGCAAACCAAAAGCACACAACAGCUAGCCAAGAUGUUCAUUUGGGACUGGUUCACGGGUGUUCUGGGAUACUUAGGUCUAUGGAAAAAGUCCGGCAAACUGUUGUUCCUUGGCUUGGAUAAUGCUGGUAAAACCACAUUAUUGCAUAUGCUCAAAGAUGACAAGCUUGCACAGCAUGUGCCUACACUGCAUCCAACAUCCGAGGAGCUGUCCAUUGGCAAUAUGCGUUUCACUACAUUCGAUUUGGGUGGCCACACUCAGGCACGUCGUGUGUGGAAGGAUUACUUCCCCGCUGUGGAUGCCAUCGUGUUCUUGAUAGACGCCUGGGAUCGUGGCCGCUUCCAGGAGAGCAAAAACGAGCUGGAUUCGCUGCUCACGGAUGAGGCGCUGUCCAAUUGCCCCGUGCUCAUAUUGGGCAACAAAAUUGAUAAGCCCGGUGCGGCCAGCGAGGAUGAGCUGAGGAAUGUGUUUGGACUGUAUCAGUUAACGACCGGCAAGGGCAAAGUUGCACGCUCCGAUUUGCCUGGUCGCCCGUUAGAAUUGUUCAUGUGCUCUGUACUGAAGCGACAGGGUUAUGGCGAGGGUUUCCGUUGGUUAGCGCAGUAUAUUGAUUAAGUCAAGAUUAACCAUAACAAAACAAAACAAACAAAAAAAGGAAAAUAACAAACAGAAAUCAACAGCAGCAACAGCAAAAAACACACACAAAAAUUCAGUACAGACAAAAAAAGAGAAAAACCCCACACAGAACCCGAUCGAAAGCAAAAUGAUGCUGGGAGCGCAAUUUCUAAUUUAUACACAAUUAUAAACAAUAAUUAAUAAAUGAAAAAGAAAAAACACACAAAAAAAACAGAUGCAACUAAAUUAAAAAUAAAAACUAAAAUAUUUUUUAAAAA
Messenger RNA from Drosophila nasuta, 1093 nucleotides. It is a transcript of the gene Sar1, whose product is annotated as Secretion-associated Ras-related 1. The coding region runs from base 234 to 815 and encodes 193 amino acids. The record is from RefSeq and is a predicted model, not a curated record. Gene Ontology annotation, molecular function: GTP binding; GTPase activity. The transcript has 6 exons. Gene Ontology annotation, biological process: intracellular protein transport. NCBI's taxonomy places the organism in Eukaryota, Metazoa, Arthropoda, Insecta, Diptera, Drosophilidae.